CGAGGAGGAAGAGGAAAAUAAUUUAUUGAAGAUAAUAAUGGCCGCCAGCCGAAGAUUUAAAUCCAUCCCCCACAGAUCAGUCGACAUCGGAGGGUCGUCGUUGGGCCAGUCGUCCCUUUGAGGCCACUUUCACCUCCGUUGCUCCCCUGGCUCCGCUGCUCCCCCACAAUGCAUUGCUGGAAGCUGUCUGUUGUCUUGGAAAGACCGGCGUAACCUUUUUCACCACUCCUCCAAAUAUCCAAUCACAAAGGUCCGCUCCCCGUCGGCCUGGUGGCUCGUCCCGCUGCAGUCAUGUCCGGUUCUGGUGAUCUGCCAGCCAUCGAGGGCUCGGGCAUGGGGGGCAUGAGGCUCCCGGUGGGGAUGACCCGCCGGGCGCUGAGCUACGACGACAACCUGGAGGCCCCCAUGUCCACGCCCCCCCACGACAUCAGCAUCAACAAGCUGUGGAGGCGGCCCCUCAUCCCCGAGAGGAGGUUCACACACCUGGCCGAGGAGGACGAGAGCGGCGGGGGGAAUGCGUCCAGCGCUCAGGACAGCGCCCCCUUCAAAACGGGCCCGGUGGUCAAAGCCAAGGCGUCCUCCAUCAUCAUGAACUCGCUCAUCACCAAGCAAACGCAGGACAGCAUGUUCCGGUUCGAGCAGCAGGCGGGGCUCACCGACGCCAGCUACACCCCCCACAAAGGGCUGACGGCGGAGGAGACGCGCCACCACCACCGCAUCCCCGAGGCCCUGCAGAAAAUCCAGAUCCAGAGUUUGGAGGCCAGAGAGGAAAGACAGAGCUCCUCUGCACAGUCCACCCCGUCCAACACUCCACACAGCUCCCCCAAGCUGCAGCGCAGGGGCUGGUUCGGCAGCACGAGUUCAGAGGUCAGCGUCAGCUCCUCCAGCAGUGUGGACUUGGGAGGAGGCGUGGCAGGAGACGCAGCAGCAGCAGCAGGAGGCGGAGGAGGCGCCGUGGAGCGGUGGAGUGUGUUCGGGCCUCGUCCUCUGGUCCACAAGUCGACCUCUGACCUGGGAUCGGACCAAGGCUCUGCAGCAGGCUUUGCGCUGCAGGCGUACCGCGGCGCCCAGAAGCCGACCCCCAUGGAGGUGAUGAAGUCCCAGGCCACGCGGCUGGCCGACUCCGCCGACGCCCAGAAGGCGGCCCCCCCCAAGAUGGAGAUCCCCACGGUGGACGGCCGGCGGCAGGGAGCGCGGCCGCACAAGCUCAAACACCGAGACAUGAACAUCCUGACCCCGUCCGGCUUCUGAACGCCCCCCUCCCCCCCCCCCCCCCCCCCCCCCCCCCCGCGCCGUGAGACCAGUUCAUCCAUUUCCAGACGUUAGCCUACUUCAUGGUUCCAGCUCUCCCUCCCUCGCCGCGGCGUUUCGCCGUUAGGUUCAGAGUGUCAGCUGAUGCAACCCGACCCGACCCGUUAUGCAACCAGGCAGAGGGUCAGGGCGGAAUCCCAGAGCCAGGAAACCGACUGAACCCCCACUGAGCACAUGGCAGCGCUCCGAGGAGACGGUGAAGACAGCGCUCCUGGACCAACUUUCAUCGUUUCCUCACACAUUCUGAGUUUUUUAUUUUUUUGUUGUUUUUUCAACCCUCUGAUGAGAGUAAACUGGGUUUGUUUCCCACCUGUGCAGACGCUCAGCCGGAGCCUGAGUGUGUGUGUGUGUGUGUGUGUGUGUGAAUCCGGUGGUUUAUUCCUGUCAAACCUGCAGCUUCUGCAGCAUUUCUUUGGACCAGUAAAGAACCGCCUGGUGUCAGGAAGAGCUCAGACUGAUCCGUGCAGCACCGAUCAGUCGGCUCGGUGUAAAUCACUCAGAAUAGACCCGCUGGAAAUGCACUUUAGCUCCUCGCUGCCGUCUCUUUAAAAGACGUUUCAUGGAGCAGGAUGGGAAGUCUGUAACCCUCUGAAGGAAGUUUACUGUCAUCAGACCCGACGGAACCAAUAGAUGUAGAGAAUCUCGUCUCAGGAAAGGCUGAAACCUUCCUGACAUUCCUUUUCUUUUUAUGUCUUUCUUAAUUUACUUUUGUCGUCUGCUGUAGCCUCAGAUCAUCCUCUUAAAGCCCAGAUGCAUUCCAGCGUUCGCCUCCGUUCACCAGAAAAAAGAAUUAAUCUCCAGGUAGAACUGAAGAAAGCAGGGAGGAAGCUUCGUGAGCGUUUUCCCUGCAGCGCUGACUGGAUCAUUAUCACGGACCUCACGGACCUUAUUUAACACUGUUGUUAUGAAGUGAAAACAGGAAAUGGUUCUAUGUUACAGAAGAGAAGAACCGGUGUUUUUUUGUUGUUUAUUUUAAUGAAGAUGAGACUCCUCCCCCCGCCUGGUGUUCGGUGUCGUCUCCUCUAUGAUCCUCACAUCUGGACUCAGAAAAACACGCACUGUAGAUAUUAGAGAUGAAGGAGUGUGACUGUGUUGGCUGUUCUCUCGGAGUCUCCUCUGAAGCUUCCGUCUCGAUUCCCUCCUCGGUAAAGUGUCGUGUCGUCCCACUGAACUCUUGUUUGUGUGUUUUUUUCCAUCUGAUGUUGAUUUGUAGCGUCUGUACAUUUUAGUUUUCUUCUGCCAAAAGCGGUUUGGACAGAAUAAAUGUUACGUUGCCUCCAGAAA
This is a messenger RNA of Salarias fasciatus (jewelled blenny), 2595 nucleotides long. Its product is annotated as putative monooxygenase p33MONOX. The record is from RefSeq and is a predicted model, not a curated record. Bases 292 to 1251 code for a protein of 319 amino acids. NCBI's taxonomy places the organism in Eukaryota, Metazoa, Chordata, Actinopteri, Blenniiformes, Blenniidae. Gene Ontology annotation, cellular component: cytoplasm. The transcript is spliced from 9 exons.